GAUCUAUGAAGGACCGAAUCUGUCGCGAGCACGAAAGUAAAUUCUGCUGGUAGCACGCACGCACGCACGCACGCACGCACGUACGCACGCACGCGCGACACGGUUCUCGUCGUCGCGUCUUGUUUCGUCGAUGUUCGAGAUGACGACGUCACGGUUCUAUUCCUGGUAACGUGGACGCAGCGAUAUCUUUAGAGCGACCAUCGGUACAGCCCGAGCUUUCGAGCUUUCCUUUCCUCGCGGCCGCGAAAACGUGCCAGUUGACGAGAGAAGGCGAGGCGGAGAUGAUUUAUACUGACUAAAUCGGACCACACCGCUAGCCCUCCUCUCGCCCGCCCCGCGUGCUUUCCCGAGAGCACGGCGUUCUUAAUUUCACUCUGCCACGCCAUUAUUAUAGUAAUAUAGUUUAUCCAAAACACGGAUAAACGCACUUCGUCCCGUGUCGCGAGAUCUUAUCCUUAUAAAAAUGUAAUACUGGGCAGUAUUAAAUUGGUCGGUAAUUAAUACUUAUUUUUAGUAUUAAAAGUACUGCUAUUAUACUUUUAAUACUCAAAAUAAGUAAUAACUACACUUUUAUAAGGGUAUGGUAGCUUAAGAUGGCAGAAAGUGUAUUCAAAUUUAAAAUUUCGAGAAUCGCCUCCUCCAGAGAAUCACCUAUAAUCUUGAUCUUAAGGGGUAAUAAAGCUCAGUGUUAGCACCCCCCGAAAUAUCGCACAGCCUUCAUUGAAUAAGCUGAGAUCUGAAAAGAGCGAUUUCGUGUCGAUUCCUAAAUCUUCCAAGGAUUCUUCUCUUCAAGGGCUUCAACAAAUCUAGAGAAACUUGUAUGAAAGAAUUGUGACAAAUCUACAAUGAGAUUCAAUGUUUUAAAAUUGACAGGAUUCUCAAAAACAACUAAAGUCGCACUACAUAUAGCGAAGAUAAAAUUCACUAUUUUUUGAUUCGUAAGCAAGUUGGAAAACCGAUUAAGAUAAAAUGUUUAGCGGUAAUAUGAAGUAAAAAUCUACAGCUUUACAAUACUUUCUCAUACAUCAAUAAAAAAAUAUACAAAUUACAUGCAUGUACGUAGCAUUUAUAAUAGCAUAAUAAUAAUAAUACAGAAUAAAAAUGGUAGAGCAAUUACCACGUCAGAAGAUUGCAUAUUUCUCAAAUUAGAAACGUAAAAAUUUGAAAAGCGUCUUCUCGACAAAUCGACUGUCAAUUCACAUCAGGGUUAAACCGUCCAACUGACAUUUUAUUCAAAAAUAUGAAAAUUUGCAAUUGAAGAUUUAAUCGUAAACUACAGAUACACCAUGGCACGAUAAAUAACGCAUAAAAAAAUUGAAACUAACAUUACAAUAAAAAUUAUUCUUUAAAAUAAUAAAUCACUUCAAAAUAUGGACGUCACAGGUAAUUAAGAUAAUAGAAAAAUUUUUAUGCAUACGUAUAUUUCAAUAUUUAAUCAACAUUUGAUCGUUGACGAUGCCAAAAAGAUCGACUGAAGCACGCGACGACGAUGGCCCGAAACUCUUAAGGCAUUUUCGUAAAGCUUUCACUUCCGGAAAUAUUCGACAGAUUAAUCAUGAAUCAAUUAAAUCACUACGUUUCAACCUAUCAGAAGGACUAUACCUGGCCUUACAUAUCGUCUACAUGUUGUACUCCACCUCCCACCAAACCGAUCGUCAUUAAAGCUUGCAUUUGUACCGAUUUGCAACCAGCAUAUAAAAAAUUGGAACGCGAUGGCACUCUCGAUUGGAGUCAGAUGGGUCCUACGGGACAACUCGUGUUGCCAAAGAUUUAUCCCAAGAUCAAACAGGCUCCUGUAACGGAUGUACCGCCAUUCGAUCAGCCAUCCCAUAUUUGCCUCAGGGAAGGCCGUCCUGAUUUGAUCGAGAUGUUGGAGAGAUCACUUCCGAGGGAAACGAUUGCGCGGGUGAACGGUGAUCGCAUGAAAACAACGUAUCAAAUGGAUUACAGCGAUCCUGCAGCAUCACGUACAACGCAACGCGACUUGGCCGUGGCGGUUGUCGAUGCGAACGGUCGACACGUACCAUGUGGUGUGCCAAUAAAGAUAACCGUGGAAACUGAUUGUCCAUCGUGUUGUCGUCUCCCCGUCUCAACGCGUAACGGAGAUACGGGUGCUUGGGAACGCGUUCGCAAACGAAUGGCGGCAUCAAAACGAAAUGAAAUAAAAUGUAGAGCUGUCGGGAGGCCGCAGAUGACACCCAUUCAUCCAUGGAAAUCGGAGUAUCAGGACAACAUCAGUAGAAUCGGUCACGUGAUUGCAAAAGCCAAACUGCAUCACGCAAGGAAGAAAGCUGUACCGUUUCAGUAUCAGUACAGUGUUACAGCCAAUUGAAUGUAUCAAGGGACUUGCGACCAGCCGCCAAAUUAUAUAUACACAUAUAUGAAAUACGAUUUUGUGAAUAAACAAUGUAGAAAAUUAAAAUUUAUUAACGUGUAAAAAUAA
Molecule: messenger RNA, 2443 nt
Organism: Monomorium pharaonis (pharaoh ant)
Lineage: Eukaryota; Metazoa; Arthropoda; Insecta; Hymenoptera; Formicidae
Exons: 4
Coding region: 1556-2332 (258 amino acids)
Source: RefSeq, a predicted model, not a curated record